CUGCAGCCGUAGGAGGGGCCAGUUGCAGCCCGUCCCUGGCUCUGGCCCUGAAGCAGGAAGAUCUGGGCCCAGGAGCCAGGGAUUAUGGAACCAUACACCAUGCUCUUCCUGUAGACACCCCAGCAGAACCCUGAUAUCCUGGUUUUAAAACAUCUGCAACAAAGGGCACAGUACUUUUCUAUUAGUAAAGCAGAUACUGCAUCCUGCUCUGAGGACCAAUACAAUGGCUUUACUCUCACUGGUGGUGUUUCUGGCUGCUGUCCUGCUUCCAUCUUUACCUGCAGAACGUAAGGAUCCAGCCUUUUCUGCUUUGUUAACCACUCAAACAAAUAUCCAAAAAGAGAUUGUAAAUAAACACAAUGAAUUAAGGAAAUCAGUCUCUCCAUCUGCCAGCAACAUGCUAAGGAUGGAAUGGGAUAGAGAAGCAACAGCAAAUGCCCAGAAGUGGGCAAACAAGUGCACUUUACAACACAGUGAUCCAGAGGACCGAAAAACCAAUACGAAAUGCGGUGAGAAUCUCUAUAUGUCAAGUGACCCUAAUGAGUGGUCAAGUGCAGUCCAAAGUUGGUAUGAAGAGAGACACGAUUUUGUUUAUGGUGCAGGACCAAAGUCUCCCGGUGCAGUGGUUGGACAUUAUACCCAGCUUGUUUGGUACUCAUCUUACCGUCUUGGAUGUGGAGUUGCUUAUUGUCCUAAUCAAGAGAAUCUAAAAUACUUCUACGUUUGCCACUAUUGUCCUGCUGGCAAUAAUGUGAGUAAAAAGAAUACCCCUUACCAACAAGGAGAACCCUGUGCCAGUUGCCCCAAUAACUGUAACAAUGGACUAUGCACCAAUAGUUGUGAGUACGAAGAUCUCCUUAGUAACUGUGGUUCCUUGAAGACAACAGCGGGCUGUGGGCAUGAAUUGCUCAAGGAAAAGUGCAAGGCUACUUGUUUAUGUGAAAACAAAAUUUACUGACAUGUUCAACGUGCAAUGCUCAAGAUUAAGUGGAAAAGGGCUGCAUUACUUAGACCUAGUGGAGAAGGGUGCAUCAUUCAAUUGACACUUCCCAGAGGGGAAAUGGUAAGCAGGUUAGUUACAAAUUUGAUUCCAAACAGUAAUGCAUCUUUUUCUCUAGGCUCUUCACAGAAAUCUCUCUCAUACAUCGAUUUACAAAAGCAACAUGAUGCCAACUUUGGACUUUGAGAUACAUUUGGUACUUUAAAGUUAACAAAUUAAAUCAAAUUGAGGAUGUUUAAAGUGGUAAC
Messenger RNA from Myotis lucifugus (little brown bat), 1248 nucleotides. RefSeq names its product cysteine-rich secretory protein 2-like. Lineage: Eukaryota; Metazoa; Chordata; Mammalia; Chiroptera; Vespertilionidae. Bases 224 to 958 code for a protein of 244 amino acids. The record is from RefSeq and is a predicted model, not a curated record. Gene Ontology annotation, cellular component: extracellular region. The transcript is spliced from 10 exons.